GCUUCAUAAUUCCUGCCGACACUCGAAACGUUUAUAACGCUAUUUAUAACAAAUUACCGGGUAACUAAACCCUGCCCCCCGACUCAAAAUAAUGAAAAAACGUCACUUUCUAGAUGGAGCAUAUCAUUAGGCUACCGACGUGGGACCUUUAUUGUUCUCGCUGUAUCCUACCACGUCCGUCUACUACAAAGAUUAGGUUAUCUGUUGGCAUGCGGUCGCUCAGAGGGACUUACUCUGAAAACAUUGUUUUGACAGCGCGGUGUCUGUUUGGAAAGGCGAUGCAUGGUUGGUGUUAAAGGAGUCUUGGAUUCUGACUGCAGCGCGCAGUCAAAAGCGGACUUGUGCUGAGCGUGGACUCAACACUCUUGGAAAAACUUUCAGCGCUCAGAUGUGGAGGUGUGUGCGAGUCCGCAGGCUAAACGUCCGCGCUGCUCAAAAGCUGACAGUUCGUAUUGGUUUGUUUUGCCUUGCGUGCAUUCAGGGAGCUGGCUUUUUCGUUAUUACAUGUGUAAUAUAAAUGCAUAUGAAAUAGUUAUAUUUAUGUAUUCAAAAUGUUAACUGAUGGUAAAAUUUGAGAUGAGAUUCCAUGUAGCCUACGGUUAACUCUGAUAACGGUUUUUCAUACAGCUGAUUUUAACAAUGCUGAUACCCGCUGAAUGAAUUUUAAGCAAUGGAAUAGGCCAGAAGGGAGAGACGAAAGGCACCAGUGUCAGCGCACUCUCCUUAAAUCUAUUUAGACCAGAACACAACCGCACACAAAAUAUUUUAUUUUACAGUAAUUACAUGUAGAAAUAGACUAAUAUAUUUCCAUCAUAUUUAAUAUAUGUACACCUGAUACACACAAAGUCAUUUUUGUUCCUAUAAACAAACCUGGAAGCUGCCUUUAAAAUAUUUUCGUUGUAAAGAUGAAUUUAUACAUUUUGAGUCUCUUCCUUACUUUGGAUUUAACCUCACUGGCUUCGAGUUUGUCAACAUGCAGCACGUUAGAUAUGGAUCAGUUCAUGAAGAAGCGCGUGGAAGCGAUCCGCGGGCAGAUCCUCAGCAAGUUAAAGCUCACGAGCCCCCCGGAACACUACCCCGAGCGCGAGGAGGUGUCCAGGGAAAUUAUCGCAAUCUACAACAGCACGCGCGACCUGCUACAGGAGAAAGCCAACCAACGCGCUGCGACAUGCGAACGACAGCGGAGCGAGGAGGAGUAUUACGCCAAGGAGGUGCACAAGAUCGAUAUGCAGCCUUUUCAUCCCUCUGAAAAUGUCAUCUCUCACAUGCACUAUAGCCCUUACUUCAGGAGGCUCACAUUUGACGUGUCAUCUAUGGAGAAGAACGCCUCCAACCUGGUGAAGGCGGAGCUCCGGGUCUUUCGCUUACAAAACCCAAAGGCCCAUGUAUCUGAACAGAGGAUUGAGCUGUACCAGAUUCUAGGACACAAAGACUUGACAUCGCCAUCACAGCGCUACAUUGACAGUAAGGUGGUGCGCACACACACAGAGGGGGAGUGGCUAUCCUUCGAUGUGACAGAAGCUGUCAGUGAAUGGCUACUUCACAGAGACAGAAACAAUGGCUUCAAGAUCAGCUUACACUGCCCAUGUUGUACAUUUGUGCCAUCAAAUAACUACAUAAUACACAACAAGAGCGAGGAGCUGGAGAUCAGGUUCGCAGGUAUAGAUGACAGUCUCUUACAUGGUGGGGAUCUGAAGGCGUUGAAAAGGCGCCGACCCACUGGACAGAACCCUCACCUGCUACUAAUGCUACUGCCCUCUUAUCGCCUGGAGUCACAGCACAAGAGUCACCGACAGAAACGCGCUGUGGACACUGCCUUCUGCUCCAGGAACAUGCAGGACUCCUGCUGCCUGCGCUCUCUGUACAUUGACUUCAGAAGGGACCUGGGCUGGCGAUGGAUCCAGGAGCCCAGAGGUUACCAUGCCAACUUCUGUGCCGGAGCGUGUCCUUACCUGUGGAGUGCAGACACACAGCACAGCAAGGUCCUGGGCUUGUACAAUGCCAUCAACCCUGAAGCGUCCGCCUCACCCUGCUGCGUAUCUCAGGACCUGGAGCCCCUCACCAUCCUCUACUACAUUGGCAAGAGCCCCAAGAUCGAACAGCUGUCCAACAUGAUUGUGAAGUCCUGCAAAUGCAGUUAGGAACACAUUCAAGCUCCCAUAAACACACACGCACACACCACACACACACACACCCACAGUCCAGAAUAGUAUUACAAGUUCACACACACACACACACCACACACACCACACACACAAUCACACACA
This is a messenger RNA of Anguilla anguilla (European eel), 2267 nucleotides long. Its product is annotated as transforming growth factor beta-2 proprotein-like. Gene Ontology annotation, molecular function: growth factor activity; type III transforming growth factor beta receptor binding; cytokine activity. Gene Ontology annotation, biological process: BMP signaling pathway; transforming growth factor beta receptor signaling pathway; SMAD protein signal transduction. Gene Ontology annotation, cellular component: extracellular region. Bases 906 to 2141 code for a protein of 411 amino acids. NCBI's taxonomy places the organism in Eukaryota, Metazoa, Chordata, Actinopteri, Anguilliformes, Anguillidae. The transcript is spliced from 8 exons. The record is from RefSeq and is a predicted model, not a curated record.